Closterium sp. Naga37s-1 is the source of this 477-nucleotide messenger RNA. NCBI's taxonomy places the organism in Eukaryota, Viridiplantae, Streptophyta, Zygnematophyceae, Desmidiales, Closteriaceae. The record is from the annotation of a GenBank genome assembly.
AUGCUCACAAUCGCGUACGCCGGCGAUGACGAGGUUAUUGGCAACACCUUAGUGGGAGUGAACGAGGUUCCCAAAAACGACUCUCAAGCCGCCAAGAACGCCGUCGGCGAUCCCAGUGGCGUCGUCUACAUGAAUCUGCGCAUUUACCAGGAUGACGACAACAAGCCCAAGUGGGUCAAGUACACGGUGAAUACCAUGCGAAUGACAGGCGAGAUGCCGCCGACCAAGACGCACGUGCACAAGGGGAAGAAGGGGACGAAUGGCGACGUGCUCCUGGACCUGCCGUGCAAAUACGUGAAGACGGGCAGCAACGAGUGGCACUGCGAGGGCUCCCUUGGGAAGAACAAGGCUGAUCGAACGGAUUCACUGCUGUCGGCUCUCCAGAAGCUCGUUAACCGCCCCAAUAAGUACUAUGGGAAUAUUCACACGAAACGGUAUCCUGACGGCGCCGUUCGUGGUCAGUUAUGGAAUGUGUAG